Messenger RNA from Myxocyprinus asiaticus (Chinese sucker), 5400 nucleotides. It is a transcript of the gene runx3, whose product is annotated as RUNX family transcription factor 3. Gene Ontology annotation, biological process: neuron differentiation; regulation of cell differentiation; regulation of transcription by RNA polymerase II. Gene Ontology annotation, molecular function: DNA-binding transcription factor activity, RNA polymerase II-specific; ATP binding; RNA polymerase II cis-regulatory region sequence-specific DNA binding. The coding region runs from base 554 to 1831 and encodes 425 amino acids. The transcript is spliced from 6 exons. The record is from RefSeq and is a predicted model, not a curated record. Gene Ontology annotation, cellular component: nucleus. NCBI's taxonomy places the organism in Eukaryota, Metazoa, Chordata, Actinopteri, Cypriniformes, Catostomidae.
GCAGCGGUUGCAUCCACUCAGUCUUAUCCGACACCUCAUCUGCUUUUUUUUUUUUUUUAGUUUUUACUCACUUUUACGAGUGAUUAUCCAUUUGGAGACGACAAAUUGACAACUUAGCGGGACUUCACUGCAGAAACUCUCCAGAAACUUUGGAAUUUAUUUGUGUGGACUUUAUAGUCAGAGACUGAAAGUGGCGCUCAGUUAAAACUGACAACCAGGACCAAAAGCAGCGCACACCUGCAGUUCACACUCUGGAAUAAAUGCUUCCUAUUGGCUCAUUUAAAAAUUAUUGUUAAAUAUUAGGCUCUGAAAAGCAGAGUUGAUACUUUAUAUCCGCUGUGUGAUACAUCUGGUGCAUGCGCGCGCGUGUGUGCAUUUGCGGUUUCUUGGUUUUUGCUGAAGUCAGUGGGAAAGUCAAGCGCACUUUAACGCGUCUGCAUCCUGCGCGAGCUGCUGUUAUUAGAGACUGAGACGCAAAAUAAACGGUCACGGACGAGUUUUCCCACGGACUUUUCAGAACUCUUAUCAGGGUCUCGUUUGUAAAUCUGUUGUGAUGCAUAUUCCCGUAGAUCCGACCACGAGCAGACGGUUCACGCCGCCUUCCGCCUCGUUCCCGUGCGGCAAAGUGAGUGAGAGUACGAGCAUGAGCGCACCGGGUCCGCUGAGGACCGGCCGACCGGUGGAGACCCGCUCUGUGGUGGACGUGCUGGCGGACCACGCCGGAGAACUGGUGCGCACGGACAGCCCGAACUUUCUGUGCUCGGUCCUACCGUCACACUGGCGGUGCAACAAAACUCUGCCGGUGGCUUUCAAGGUGGUGGCUCUGGGUGAUGUUCCUGACGGGACUCUGGUGACGGUGAUGGCGGGAAAUGAUGAGAAUUAUUCCGCGGAACUGAGAAACGCAUCUGCCGUCAUGAAGAACCAGGUGGCGCGAUUCAACGACCUGCGCUUUGUAGGCAGAAGCGGCAGAGGAAAGAGCUUCACUCUGACCAUCACUGUAUUCACUGGACCACCCCAGGUCGCCACAUACCACCGUGCUAUUAAAGUCACCGUAGAUGGACCCCGGGAGCCAAGGCGUCACCGUGUGAAGCCAGAUGACCCUCAUAAGCAGUUCUCUGAUCGUCUCAGCGAUAUUGAGCGUUUUCAGAGGGCCAGUCUGAGGAUGAACCCUGGCAACGGGACCACCCGCCCCCACCAAUCACAUUACAGCCCCUCCAGCACCUCACAGAUACCAGGAUUAUGGCCAGAUCAGAUUGACACUCCUGCGUUGAAGAACUGCAAAGUGGAAGAUGACUUACGCUGGACAGGUACAGAUCUGUUCCAGCCGAGAACAUCAUUCCCGUCUCUGUCUCCAUUAACAGCUUCCCGAUUCUCUGAUUCACACAUGCAUUACCCGGGUCCCUUCACUUACUCCACCAACCCGUCCAGCACUGGAAUCGGAGGUCUCAGUGUGACUGGGAUGCCUGCCUCCAGCCGCUACCACACUUACCUGCCGCCCCCGUAUCCUGGCAACCAGAACCAGAACUCUCACUUCCAGACCAACUCUUCGCCGUAUCACCUGUACUACGGCACCGGAUCCGGCUCCUACCAGUUCUCCAUGGUUCCGACCGCCGGCGGUGCAGGAACCGGGGGCGAAAGGUCGCCAACUCGCAUGCUGACGUCCUGUACUGCGGCGGGAGGAGCCCCGACUGUGGGCGGGAACAACAGCCUGAUCAAUGCUAGCCUCGGUAACCAGAGCGACGGGGUGGAUGCCGACGGUAGCCAUAGCAACUCGCCCACAGCGAUGAACGCCUCAACGCGCAUAGAUGAGUCCGUCUGGAGGCCUUACUGAGAAAUAGAGCACAGAGAAACUGAGUCUUUGAAAGAGAGCACAAUUAAGAGAAGUCUUGCAUGUUUGAUCGUUUUUUGUUUUUUCACGCCGUUCUUUGGCACGUCUAUCGCUUCCAAGACAACAAAAGACAUCGAGUGACCAGAGAUGUUCACAAACAGUUGAGCUGUGAUUGCCGUCUACUCUGGAUGCUCUAUAUCAGACAGAAAUGGACCUCAAAACAGAGGAAAUAAGUUUCACAGCAUAAUAAGGUGUACAUAGAAGAGUAAAAAAUGAUCAUUAAAAACGAAGAAAGAAUAAAAGCAUCCCAUUGUAAUAUAUCGGCAACUUUUUUAUGUUACCAAAAAAAGAUGAACAACCAAAGAAACAAAAGCAAAUGAUGUACGGAGACAUUCUGAAAAAAGCCAAUUCAUCCAGCCUUAAAAACAAAUCUGCCUGAAAACUGUUAGUCCCAGAGUGCUUUUGGACCAUGAAAUGUUGCAAAGGUCGCAAACAUUUGUCAUGAAGACAGUAUGAAAGAACUCAGAGCUUCACAGAGUUGCAGGACUUUGUUGAUGUUGGCCUUAAAAGGCAGAGUGUGGGACUUUUAAUGUGUAAAUACACAACAGAUAUACUGAGAAUUCAAAGCUGUGGCCCACAGGUUUCAGGUACUUCCCAAAUGGCUGUAAUAGUCUUUAUGACGAGAUAUGAUAACAUAACAAGCCUGGGUCAGUGUGAGCUAAUGUUAUGCAAUCUCAGCAAAUUAGUAUUUCAUUGAAAGGAUUUUAGGGGGAAUAAUCUCACAAAACCCAUCAAGAGCAUUUCUGGGUCGUAUUUCACCCCGAAAUCUAAAGAAAUUAAAUUAAAUUAAGCCUGUUAUAGGACUAUUAAGAAUUUUUGCAUUAUUUCCAUAACAAUUAAGCACAUUUCCUCCCAAUUCUCAAUACCAUAAUGCAAAAAUUCUCAUUCUCAUUACUUUAUUUAAAAUAUAUAUAUAUAAAUUUAAAUUGUAACAUAUUUAUACAUCAUGGUAGUAUUUGUUGUACUGCCUAAAUGCUGAUGUAAAUACCAAAAAUAAUUAUUUAUUUAUUUUUUUUACUGUACUACAGUAAUAAAAAUCAAAUGAGAAUAAUUGGAAUUGCAAAAAAAUCUAAAUGUAAUGCAAAUUUGGGUGGAAAAUGUGCUUAAUUGUCAUAUAAAUGUUGUCAUAAAAAUGUAAUAAAAAUUAAAACAAUUGUUAUCCUAAAAAUAGGCUUUUUUUUUCUUCAUGUAAAUUAAAUUAAAAUAAACAAAGCCUGUUUUUAGGCCUAAUAAGAUUUAUUAUUAUUUUAUUUUAUUUUUUUAAUUAUUAUUAUAAUUUUCAUGGUAAUUAAGCACAUUCUCAAUACCAUAAUACAAAACAUUAUUUUAUAUAUAUAUAUAUAUGUAUUUACACAUCAUGGUAGUAUUUGUUGUACUGCCUUUAUGCUGAUGUAAAUACAAAAAACAAUACAGUAAUUACAGUAAUUUUUACUGUACUACAGUUAUAAAAAAUAAAAUGAGAAUAAUUGAAAUUGCAAAAAAAAAAACUAAAGCAUCCAUGUAUUUAAAGUAAUGAUAAUUUGGGUGGAAAAUGUGCUUAAUUGUCAUAAAAAUGUUAUCAUAAAAAAAAAUGAUAACUGGUCCUAAAAAUAGGCUUUAUUUUCUUCAUGUAAAUUAAAUAAAAUUAAAUGAAACCUAUUUUUAGGCUUUAAAAAAACAUUUUUUUUUUUUUUUUUGCAUUAUUUUCAUGGUAAUUAAGCACACACACCCCCCCCCACCCCCACCCCCACCCCCAUUGCCAUAAUGCAAGAAAAUCAAACUCUCAUUUAAUUUGGAAAAAAUAAAUAAAGAUAUCUUUAAAUUGUAACAUAUUUAUACAUCAUGGUAGUAUUUGUUAUACUGUCUUUAUGUUGAUGUAAAUAAUUUACAGUAAUAAAAAUCAAAAGAGAAUAAUUGGAAUUUCAAAGUAAAAAAUCAUAAGCAUUUACAUUAUAUUACAUAAAAUGUAUUUAUUACAUAUAUUACAUAAAAUUACAUAAAGUAUAGAAUUUGGGCAGAAAAUGUUCUUAAUUGUCAUGAAAAUAGUGUCAUAAUGUAAAAUAUUUUGUGGUCCUAAAAUUAGGCUUAAUUGUCUUUGUGCAAAAUUUAAUUUCUAAUUUUUCUUUUGAUUUUUGGGUGAUGGUUUUUGUGUGAUUCACACUUUAGCUGUGGGUUUGUCGAUUUGUAAAUCGCUUAUAUGUGGGGAAAAAAAGCAUGUCCAUACCCAGAGACAGACAACCGUUUGUGUUUUUUUUAAUUAUUUGUUUUCUUGCUUUGCGGCAAAAAUCACGAACAAUUAAUUUGUCUUUUGAACUUGUGGAGACUUGUUUUUUUUGGAAUAGUUUUUAGAGUAAUUUUUUUUUUUCUCAGUGUUGAUCGCUUUUAAUGACUUUGCAAUUUUGCUGACUAAUGUGGUUUGUUUGAACUCAUUUUUAUGGUUAGUACUUUUUAAAUUUUUUGUAUUUAUUUGAGCCAAUGAGGAUACGUUCCUAUUUUGGAUCGGGUCACAAAACAUUUCGCAUUUCUGUUUUAUUUUUACUAUGCUUUCAAUUUUCUUUGUUAAUCUUUAAUAUAAAAUUGGAAGUUGUGCUACUGUAAUAUAUUCUUUCUAAAUUAUACAAAAACAAAUUUAAUGUAAUGUCUAUGUUUUCCAAUGCAGCUUUAAUGCACUUAAACAUUUAUUUAAGAGGAUAUAUGUCCUUGUUAACCACGUAAUGUAGAUGCACCGUAUAACAUUCUUACCUGAUGGAAUUCCAGAUUAUAUUUAGUCAUAUUGCCCGAAAGGCCUCAACUCUUACUAGCCAAAGAGUCACACAAUCGCCUGUUGUUAUUGUACGUCUCGAAAGUGUGAAAAAUAUGUUGCUCUAAGCACCUACAUUAUCUGUCUAAUUUUCCUACCUUGUUCUUAGAAUGACUGAAAUCGGAGACGAUAAUUGGGCACGUUUGAAAGGGGAUCAGCCUUGAUUAUUUGAAUAACAAAACCAAGCACAAGCUCAUACAAGGAGGGUAAAGUGGGCAUGACACACACACACACAUUUGCAACGGGUGUAAGCCAAUAUUUCAGCGCAUAACCGUGAGGCUUUUCCCAUGCUCACACCUGCUGCAAUUACCUGAGGCCAGAGCACCCUAAAAGAGUGAAGGAAACAGGUAGAAAGAUAGAUGAAGAGAGAGAUAGAUCUCCUUUCACAAUCUUUGGUCAUCCUUCAGGCCUGUUAUCCAAGCAAAAGUGCCUGUGUUCAGUUUGAUUCACAGCUGCUUUGAAGCUUGUAUGGAGGCAGUUAUUUGCCUUUCCAUUGUGCCUCUCGUAUGAUUAUUCCCUAAAGCUGAAGGCAGCAUGCAGGAAAGAUGGAUUCAAAAUGCAAGAUGGUCUUACAUGCUACAUGCAGGAGUCAUUUUCCUCCUGCAAGGAUUCUCUGUAACAUGGUAUGGGAAACUGUUUGCUACUGCAAUUCUGUCUGAUGUUCAAAUGAAGAGAUGUUGAUUAUUGUCUAUCAGUGCCUCAGUUUCAAUCAAUAAAUAAACCAUUUUCUUAA